Molecule: messenger RNA, 2031 nt
Organism: Canariomyces notabilis
Lineage: Eukaryota; Fungi; Ascomycota; Sordariomycetes; Sordariales; Chaetomiaceae
Product: peptidase M18, aminopeptidase I
Exons: 3
Coding region: 241-1803 (520 amino acids)
Biological process (GO): proteolysis
Cellular component (GO): fungal-type vacuole
Molecular function (GO): zinc ion binding; metalloaminopeptidase activity
Source: RefSeq, a predicted model, not a curated record
CAGCAACCAAGAUAACUAGCUCUAGCUACGUACUCCAUAGCGAUCGGGGCAAUUGAGGCCGCUCAGACUUGCUGCCUGCAUUGCUGCGACCGCACGUCACGUCGCUAGUGCUUCACCAUCCCCUCUCGAGGAUACUUACCUUACUCCGUACUCCUGGGCGGCUGCGAAUCACGUCUGUAAUUUAUUACCGGCACGCUCUGUUCUUGACGGUCAACACCCUCAACCCCGUUCACAAACGCAAUGACUCGUCACACGCCCGACUUCCUUCGGGUCCGCGCCUCGAACCUCUCCCUCCGCUCCUUAGCCAUGGAACAGUCAUUGUUGGCAUCUCGCCCGGGUGGCACCCCCGAGGCGCCAGACCACAGGGUGGACGCAAAGGACAUGAAGCCUGAGGCCUUCACCAAGCCCUAUUGCGACUUCAUGACCGAGAACCCGACCGUCUUCCACGCCGUUGGCUACUUCAAGGAGAAGCUGCUGAAGGCUGGCUAUACCGAGUUGUCCAGCCGAGACAGCUGGGCUGGCAAGCUUGAGCCCGGCGGCAAGUAUUUCGUCACUCGCAACGGCAGCUCCAUUAUCGCAUUUGCUGUUGGUGCCGCCUACAAGCCCGGCAACGGCGUCGCCAUGAUCGCGGGCCACAUCGAUGCGCUUACUGCUCGCCUGAAGCCGGUGAGCGCGAAGCCGAACACCCAUGGCUACAUCCAGCUCGGUGUUGCGCAGUACGCCGGCGCGCUGAACGAGACGUGGUGGGACAGAGACCUGAGCAUUGGAGGGCGCGUCAUUGUGCGGGAUCCCAAGACGGGCAAGACGACGGUGAAGCUUGCCAAGCUCGACUGGCCAAUUGCCCGUAUCCCCACACUGGCGCCGCACUUUGGCAUUGGCAUGACAGGGCACAACAACCGCGAGACGGAAAUGACGCCAAUCAUUGGGCUCGACAACAGCGAUCUCUGCGGUGCGGCAACCACAGAAGCCGAGGCACCCCUCGGCGGCCCGGGCUCUUUUGCGUCCACCCAGCCGCCCAAGCUCGUCAAGCUUAUUGCCAAGCAGCUCGGCAUUGACGACUACAGCACCAUCCUCAACUGGGAACUGGAACUAUUCGACUCGCAGCCGGCUGCUGUCGGCGGCCUCGACAAGGAAUUCAUCUUUGCCGGCCGCAUCGACGACAAGCUCUGCUCGUGGGCCGCCUUCAUGGCCCUGCUCCACGCCAAGCACGACUCGGACGACGGCGUGAUCAAGCUGGUCGCCCUCUUUGACGACGAGGAAAUCGGCUCGCUACUGCGGCAGGGCGCGCGGGGCAAUUUCCUGCCCAUCACCAUCGAGCGCGCCGUCGAGAGCCUCGCAGACAAAUCCAACAAAACCGCCUUCGGCCCGGGCCUCAUGGGCCAGACAUUUGCCAACUCGUUCCUCGUGUCGUCGGACGUGACGCACGCGGCGCACCCGAACUUCCCGCAGACCAACCUCCCCGGGCACUCCCCCCGGCUCAACGUGGGCGUCGCCCUCUGCGUUGACGCGUCGGCGCACAUGACGACCGACAGCGUGUCCAUGGCCAUCCUGGACCGCGUGGCCGAGCUGGCGGGUUGUGUCAACCAGCGCCACAUGAUCCGCAACGACAGCCGCUCCGGAGGCACCGUCGGCCCCAUGCUCAGCAGCGCCAUGGGUGUGAAGGCCGCGGAUGUCGGCAUCCCCCAGCUGAGCAUGCACAGCAUCCGGGCGACGACGGGUAGUUUGGACCCUGGUUUGGGUAUCAAGUUUUAUAAGGGUUUCUUGGACAAUUGGGAGAAGGUGGAUCGUGAGUGGCGGGCGUAAGUGUGAUUUUGGCGUGUAAGGAGCAUGUGAAGAUGGUGGAUCGGUACGAGUGUGUAGUCUAUAUGAUGUCCGGGGGAUGUGUAAUUGGACCCUAGAGAUACAUGUGUUCUUCAUAGUGAUGGUAGAGCUGGAAACCAGUGUAUAUAUCUGUGCACGAAGGCAACGAGUCCAAAGGAACUAGAAGGUAUGGCUAAUCUAAGAAUCGAGCGGACCUUGAAGCUAAAAAAG